CCGGACGGAACGCCAGGCUAUCCCUGACGGACAAAGAUCGCCUGUGUGACUUCGGUGUCCUGAACGCAACUCCCCUGAACAUAUUUGUUUUGGCCUCGGUCGAGCGACAGCCAUUGUUUCCCCGUACAGUAAUGGAACUGCAGUGAACACGUAGGAUGGACGGAGAUAUUUCUGGUCCCUCCCUUCCCCUCUCCGCACUGCGUCUCCUAAUCCCGCCGAUUCGGCUGGUCUCCGCAGCCAUCUGGCAGACGGUGGAGCAGAAAAUAGUGUUGGACUAUGGGCUGCUUGAGGAGUUUGUGUUCAUGGUCACAGAGAUGGUUCCUCAACUCCUCUCCACGAGGCAGCGGGCAGAACUCAUUUUGGGUCUCAGAGCACGGAAACGGUGGUUAUUCCGGCCCUGGGCUGCAUCCCAUGUUCAUUACAUUGCAGCUGAUCCUGGAGCUGUGUCGCUGCGAGGAGACCGCAGAGCCCCAUAUUAUUCAGCCACAUCUGGACCGAAUGCAGAACCUCAGAUCUCUGUGGAAUGUGGAGGCAGAUAAUGCAGAGCAAGAAGUAUCUGACUCGCAAUUCAUGGGCCUUGUCCAAAAUCUGCUGAGAGAUCCUGAGGAGAGAAGAAACUUCUUCCAGGAUGUUUUCCCAGGAGACUUUGGCCCCACAUACGACAAAGCAAUCCAAACGCUAAUGUGGCUGUUUCUGUCCAGACUCGAAAAAGUCCUUCCCACCCAAACUCUCCAACAGAUCGCAUCUCUGAUCAGCGAUACCUCCUCGGUUCUGAACGAAUGCAUGGAGACUUUGGCUCAACCUCAGGAGCUGAAAGCCUUGCUGGACACUCAGAAGGACCUCGGCCAAUUAGAGGAUAUUGAAUCUUACAUUGUGGACAGUGGCAUCUUGUCAGCCCUGUGUCUCCCUCCUGUGGAAAGAGUUGUGAUCGUCAACGAGCAGACAGAAACCGAUGCAGAGAGCGGACUCAUGUACACUGUGUGCACCGAGAUGGAGGUGGAGUCCGAGAAUAAAGACGUGUAUGCGGAGGGGACCGGUAACUCCGGCGAGGACGCACAAACCCAGUGGUGUGCUCUCAGCAGCGGGGUGAAAGCCGAAAUGGACACAGUGGUGGUCACGGACCCCGUCGAAGGCCCCGACCCCAGUGAGAGCGAGAUGGCGGACGAUCACAACUACGACCAAUCCGGGACGUUGAUGAUCGGGGUGGACGGCCAGGUGACGGUGCUCGAUGACGCCGAGAAGAAGCCAAACCGGCGCGGGAGGAAAAAGAAACGGCCCGACGACGAAGACUUCGAAGUGCAAGGCAGAGCGAGGGGCAAGCAGGAGGACCCCGAUUUUGAGGUCACGUGGGAAAGACCGGUGCGGAAGAACCGCGGACUCAAGAUGAAGCGGUACCUGUCGCAGUGGAGGAGAUCGGGAAAGACGCAGGACAGCAAUGCUACCAACAGUAGCCCUGAGAAGUGUACCGGGUCCCAGGCCCCGACCAAAAGCAACGACCUAGACGAGAGAACGUGCAAAGUGUGCGGCGUGGUGGUGAGCCGUGCAAAGUUCUUGGAGCGGCACAUGAAUCGUCACUCGGAGGAGCUGCCCUUUUCUUGUCCUUCGUGUAAAAGGUUUUACAAGAGCUUGCGUUACUUGCAGCAACAUCGAUGUCCGAAUCAGACAAAGGGGAAGCCCGGCAGGAAAGCUAAGGGACGCAGCGAAGAGGCCACAGCGGGUGAGGGUGAACAGUCAUCCAGCGGGGCUCCUGGCGAAGAAACCCUUGAGGAGCAGCCCGACGCGGACCUGGACCCCGAUUGCGCAACCGACGCGGAGGGGACUUCCAAAGAAUCAGGCCAGAAAAGCCCAGAAGAAAACAAAAGCGUGCUCGAGGGUCCGUUCUACUGUCCUCACUGCAGCGUUGAGUUUAAGUGCAAACAGACUUUCAGGUUCCAUCUGAGAAACAUCUGCUACAACGAGCAGCAGGUGGACCCGGAGCAGCCGGAGGACGUGAAGCACUGUUUCCGGUGCAACGACUGCGACAAGGCGUUCAAGUACAAGUCGACGCUGGAAUCCCACAAGCAGACGCACAACCCGCUCUACUGCGAGGUGUGCAUGAAGCUUGUGCGCGACCCGGAGGCGCUGGCGAUGCACAAGGAAUCGCACACGCCGUUUCAGUGUAACCGGUGCGAGGAGAACUUCCCCGUGUUCAAGGCCCUCCACAAGCACUAUAUCGACGUCCACAACCCCACCGAGCCUUUUACCUGCACCCACUGCCUGACGACCUUUGCCAGUCUGAAGCGCUUCAUCCGACACGAGUGGAAACACACCGGCUACCAACCGUUCCAGUGCCCCCACUGCAGCAAGCGGUUCCGGUCGUACUCCGACCUCGUGGAGCACCAGAAAAAACACACCAAGGCGUAUCCGUUCCUCUGCUGGGAGUGUGGCAAGAAGUUCCGGCAUGGCGUCACUCUGACGAGGCACGUGGAACGCGUGCACCACUCCGGCGAGCCCAUGUCGGAGAAGCCUGUGCCGACCUUUACCUGCGCGCAGUGCGGGAAGACCUUCACGUCCAGGAGGUGCCUCCUGAAGCAUGACAACUUCCACCACAAAGGGCUGCGUUUCCCGUGCGAGUUCUGCGGGAAGGGGUUCUUCGGCAAGGACGCCUUGGUGAGGCACACUCUGAUUCACACGGGCGAACGGCCAUUCAAGUGCGACGACUGCGACAAGUCCUUCAGGUCCGCCGCGGAGUUAAAGAUACACCGGCGGUACCAUACGGGGGAGCGGCCCUUCAAGUGCAACGUCUGUGAAAAGGGUUUCGUCCAGUCCUGCUUCCUCACCUUGCAUAUGCGCACCCACACAGGAGAGAGACCGUAUGUUUGUACCGUGUGCAGCAAGGGCUUCUCAAGCUUGCAUGGCUUAAAGCGACACAGGAGACUCGUUCACGCGUAGUUAAUGUUGGCGCGAUACUAACUCGCACGGGGGUUCUGUUCUGUUUGACGGUCCCCUAGUGAAGGGGGUCGGGCAUCGGUCCGGUUUUGAGGAACUGUUAGGUGCAUCAGCCGUGCGGAUGUUGACUGAGAUGGCGGGAUUGAAACCGGGUGUUCCAGUAGAAGGACGUUUUCCUUAAUGUCAGCCACGUUGCUGUCACGGCGUGAGUUGUUGGGAACUGUGUAAUUGUAUAGUGCAUUAUAAAAAAAAUGUAAAAAAGAAUGUACUUUUUUGUAUUUUUUACAGAAAUGUUUGCUGUAGUUCUACAUAAUAUUUGUAUGUAUAAACGAUAUAAUCCUUGAUUCUUUUGGGAAUUUACUUUUCUUUAAUAAAUUGAACAUUUGAUUCCAAGUGGCA
Messenger RNA from Cyclopterus lumpus (lumpfish), 3327 nucleotides. Its product is annotated as zinc finger protein 135-like. Gene Ontology annotation, biological process: regulation of transcription by RNA polymerase II. Gene Ontology annotation, molecular function: RNA polymerase II cis-regulatory region sequence-specific DNA binding; DNA-binding transcription factor activity. The coding region runs from base 277 to 2931 and encodes 884 amino acids. Lineage: Eukaryota; Metazoa; Chordata; Actinopteri; Perciformes; Cyclopteridae. The record is from RefSeq and is a predicted model, not a curated record. The transcript is spliced from 7 exons.